UCCUGUGACAAUCUCCUCCUUUCGCCCUGAGCUCAUUAGCCGCUGUCCCUCUGCAUUUUCCGUGAGCUCAGAGGGCUCACAUUAACAUCCGGGAAGCAGAGAAGGCCUGGUUGCAACCUGCGUUAACCUUUCCCCAGUGCGGACCCCUCCUCCUGCCCCUCUGAUCCCCUUUCCCUGCCUUGUCAUGUAUGGGCAACCUUCCUCAGGAUGGUCCUCUCCACCCCAUUAUCCCCAGCAAGAGAGGAAAGAUGAACCUUGGACACUAGAAGAGGAGAGGCAACGAAUGCCUGCAGGGAAAGAAAUGACCGAAAUGAUGGGAGGCUACGAGGGUCCCCAUGGCCCUCCGGAGGUGUGCGCCACAUGCCAGAUACCAGCGUCAAAUCCGAAUUCGGAUGCAAGGGAAGAAGGAGGUUCGAAUGUGGACCAGGAAAUGCAAUGGGUCUCAACCAGGAUGGAGAGCCCUCUGCACGCGCUUCCUCUAAACAUCCAGCCAUUUCCCACACCAGCACAGGGCCAAAGCCAGGGGCCGUAUCCCUUUGGCAGCCCUUCCUUGGGGCUGUGUGAGGAGUUUCCCAGUGAGGAGAUGCCGACAGUCCCCAACGAAUCAUCCUGUGAGGACAUGUGUGUCCGAGAUUCUGCUGAGAGACACUGUGGGUUGCCCUAUGAAUCGCAGCAGUGUGAGAAUACCUGCAAGAUGCUGCCGGAGAGGCCUCUCUACGAGAACCAGUAUGGUGAGCCGUGGCCCGGGAAAGCUCGCUUGCCCUCCAUCGUGGUGGAACCCAGCGAAAGGGAAGAGGUAGAAAGCGGGGAGCUUCGGUGGCCCCCUGAAAACUUCUUGUUCCUGGACGAGGAGGAACAGAACGAACUCUUCAACAGAGAGGAGGAAUCCCUGGAAACAGGGCUGUCCUCUUUCGACAGUGAUGUGGAGGAAGUGCUUUUGUGACACUACUUGAUAAUAAGCAGGCAGAGAGACUGGGUGUGAAAUGCAUGCACAAUGCAACUUAUACCAGAACUGUAGCAAUUUAAACCAGAAUUGGGUCUCUUGGGCAUCGGGUGGUAAAUGGACAUCAUAGCAGACUGGGAAACUUUCUGUUUGUUUUUCUUUUUCAUAUGUGGUAAGUAACAGCCCAAAAGGAAAUAAAAAGCUACAAAAACACAUACAGAGGGACACACCAAGAAAGGAAA
Messenger RNA from Anolis sagrei ordinatus, 1185 nucleotides. RefSeq lists its product as uncharacterized. The record is from RefSeq and is a predicted model, not a curated record. Lineage: Eukaryota; Metazoa; Chordata; Lepidosauria; Squamata; Anolidae. Gene Ontology annotation, cellular component: nucleus. Gene Ontology annotation, biological process: positive regulation of DNA-templated transcription.